Messenger RNA from Cladocopium goreaui, 2658 nucleotides. NCBI's taxonomy places the organism in Eukaryota, Dinophyceae, Suessiales, Symbiodiniaceae. The record is from the annotation of a GenBank genome assembly.
CCAUGACCGCGGUGUCCCCGGAGAUCCAGCGCUUGGUGCAGCAGCUCCAGGGCACGGAGGAGGAGAAGGUCGUGGCGGCCAAAGUCCUGGCGCGCCUGGCCGCGGAGGCCUCGGAAGUGUCGGAAGCGGCGAAGGAUGAGAUCCACCUGGAAAUCGCCAAGGCUGGGGGCAUUGAACCCUUGGUGGAACUGGCACAGCAUGGCUCUGAGCUGGGCCAGGAGACCGCCACACUGACGCUCUGGGCGCUGCUGACGGCGCAAGAGCGGCUGCUGACCGGCCGUGGUUGGGCGGAAACAGAACCGGAACCGGGCGAGGAGGCGACGGAGGCCAACCUGGAACUCGAGAUUUCUGGCUUGGAUGGCCAUACGUUCCGCCUUAUCGUUUGUGAUGGAAUGCGUGGGCGUCAGCUGCUCCAGAUGGUGCGAGAGCAAGUACCACCAAAACGAGGUUGUGCUUUGUCCUUGUGGUUUGGCAGUCAGCCCAUUCUGCCUGGCAGGAGGCUGAAGGACCAGGGCUUCUCAGACACGGCAGCUCUGAGUUACCUCUUUCUGCGUCCUGACUGCGCGGCCGUCUGGGCGGCCUUCACAAAUGGCCUGAAUUCUCUGGAGGCGCAGGAGGCCAUGGAAGGCAUGACGCAGUUGGCGUGGCAAGCCCCAGUCUGCGCACUGGAAAUGCUCAAAAUGCCCAAUGACCUGGAGACUAUCAUCUUUGUGCGUCACUUCAACGAGAGUUUGAAGGCCCUGACAUUACCUUCCAAUCUCCAGAACUUGACCUUUGGUCACUACUUCAAUCAGACCAUGGAUGGAGUAAGUUUGCCCGACCGUCUCCAGAGUCUGACCUUUGGACAUUACUUUAAUCAGAGCCUGGUGGGUUUGACUCUACCCAGCUGCCUCCAAAGCUUGACCUUUGGAAACUGGUUCAACGUGAGCUUGGAGGGGGUGGAGCUCCCCAGUUCCCUCAAGUUUUUGACCUUCGAAAACCACUUCAACCAACCCUUGGAGAAUGUGAUCCUCCCUGCGCAGCUGGAGAUUCUGACCCUGGGAGAUCAAUUUGAUCAGAGCAUGUCACGGGUGAAGCUUCCUGAAGGACUUCAGCACCUCAGGUUUGGCGUCCAGUUCAACCAGACGCUGCAGCAGACAUGGUUCCCCCCAGAGCUCCGGAGCCUGAGUUUCGGCUGGCGCUUCAACCAGGAUCUGUCGGGCAUCAAGCUGCCCGAGAAGCUGGAGACCUUGAUAUUUGGACACCACUUCAACCAAAGUUUGUUGCAAGUGGCCUUGCCUGACAGUCUGCAAACACUCAGCUUCGGAUUUUGGUUCAACCAGAGUUUGGACGAGUUCAUGCUGCCCAGCAAUUUGCAGCAGCUUUUGACCUGCGAUUUGAACCUCGAGGGUGUCGAGCUGCCCUCGCAGUUGGAGAACUUGACCGUUUCGGUGCAAUCCGAGAGUUUCGACCUGGAGUCGUUGCCACCGAGCCUUCAAUCUUUGGCAUUCACAAUCGAGUUCAACGAAAGCUUGAAGGACAUCAGUCUGCCUCAGAGCUUACGGACACUCACCUUGGGGCACCAGUUCAAUCAGAGUUUGGAGGCUGUGAACUUCCCGUGCGGCCUUCAGAGUCUGACCUUUGGUGAUCAGUUCAAUCAGAGCUUGGAAGACGUUAGGUUUCCAGAUGGCCUGCAGACCUUGAGCUUUGGGAGCAAUUUCAAUCAAUCGUUAGACGGUGUGAGACUGCCGCCCAAGCUGGCGCAUCUGAUUUUUGGCGACGAUUUCGACCAAAACUUGGAGAACAUCAAAUGGCCCCAGCAGUUACAGUCUUUGACCUUUGGUGCCGAGUACAACCAGAGCUUAAGGGGCGUCCGAUUACCUGAUGACUUGCAAAGCUUGACCUUUGGUGAUUUGUUCAAUCAAAAUCUCGCCGAUGUGGUCCUGCCUUGUCACCUCAAAACACUGACCUUUGGAGCUGAUUUCGAUCAGAGCUUGGCUAAUGUGAUAUUGCCGGAGGGUCUGAACAGCCUAAUCUUUGGAGCUGAAUUUAAUCAGAGUUUGGUGGGAACUGAGUGGCUUUCCUGCAAGCCUGGGGCUUGUUUCAGCAGACCGUUUCCAGAUGCUUUGGAGAACUUGACCUUCGGACUGCUCUUCAAUCAGAGCUUGGUCGGAGUGGCUUGGCCGAGCAAUCUGCAAAGGCUUACCUUUGGAGAUGCCUUCAAUCAGAGCAUGGCCGGGGUGACCUUGCCCAAUAAUUUGCAGAUUCUCACCUUCGGCGAUGCAUUCACCCAGAGCUUGGAGGGCACUAUUCCAAGAACUUUGCACACGCUGACGCUUUGCUGGUUUGCCGUCAGUUCCGCAUAGACAAAAGAUGCCAAAGAUGCCGAAAAAAACAGCUGGUCCCUGGCCCGGACGGGGCAACGGGUGUAAUGCUUUGUUAUUUAUGGCACCCUGACCUUCCAGUUACCUCUAGGUAACCAUUUCAGUUACCCGUGAGACAGGUAACCAAACAUAGUUUUCGGAACCCAGGUUUGCGGAUGUUUGCGGUACAGAUUAGAAGCGUGAGAAAACAGCUCGGAACCGUGAAAAAACGCAUUGGAAGGGUGAGAAAAGACUGAAUAGACCUUGGAACCAGUUGCUUCUAUUUGUGAUUCCUGGCUGGCAGCCUGGUUCAUGC